CAUAAGAAAACUAACGUUAUAGGCUACUGCUAACCUUUGAACCUCCUUCCUUUGUUAUCGCAGAAAAUCACGGGACUGUCACUGCUCAUAAAGACAAUCAUGGAGACAUGAGACAAAAAUGCUUUUUGAGGAAUAUGUGACUGGUCAGAUAGCAGAAAAGCUGCGAGUCAAGCAAAAGGAAGGAAAACAGUUUUCCCGGAUGCGCUUUCUUUCUGUCAGAGAGACACUUUCCAGUAAAAAUGACAUCCGUACAUUUUAACCCUGGGUUAGAUUCCAAGGAAGUUAAUGGGCCAAGUAAUGGGGUGAAAGAAGAGGCAGAGGUGCAGAUCGAUGAUGGAAAGGAAGAGAAUGAGGAGCCAGACACCAUAUACCAUCGUGUCCGGAAAUUUAUAACUCCUUUUGUGAUGUCCUUUGGAUUUCGUGUUUUUGGCCUAAUACUGAUCAUUGUGGACAUUAUUCUGGUCAUUGUGGACUUGUCCCUUUCCAACAAGAGUCGUGAUGUUGGAAGUGCACUGGAGGCUGUUUCUCUUGUCAUUUCCUUCUUUUUCCUCAUUGAUGUGCUGCUUCGCAUCUAUGUGGAGGGAUUCAAGGUGUAUUUCAGCUCCAAACUGAACAUAAUAGAUGCUUGUAUUGUGGCCAUUACCUUGGUGGUCACCAUGAUCUACGCAUUCUCCGAUUUCUCAGGAGCCAGCCUGAUUCCCAGGGUGGUCACAUUCCUGAGAUCUCUGAGGAUAUUGAUUCUGGUACGUAUCUUCAGACUGGCAUCUCAGAAGAAAGAGCUUGAGAAGGUCACCAGGAGAAUGGUGUCUGAGAACAAAAGAAGGUACCAAAAAGAUGGGUUUGAUCUGGACCUCACAUACGUCACAGAAAGAGUCAUUGCCAUGUCUUUUCCAUCUUCUGGGAAGCAGGCGCUUUAUAGGAACCCCAUCAGAGAGGUGGCUCGAUUCCUGGACACCAAACAUCUGGAUCACUACAAGGUGUUUAAUCUCUGUAGUGAGAAAGGCUAUGAUCCAAAGUUCUUUCACUAUCGAGUGGAGCGUGUUAUGAUAGAUGACCAUAACGUGCCAUCACUCGAUGAUAUGCUGCGGUACACAGCCUGCGUUAGGGAGUGGAUGGCGGCAGACUCUAGGAAUGUGAUCGCCAUCCAUUGCAAAGGAGGAAAAGGGCGGACUGGGACGAUGGUGUGCACAUGGCUCAUCGACAGUGACCAGUUUGAGAGUGCGCAGGAGAGUUUGGACUACUUUGGCGAGAGACGGACUGAUAAAAGCAUGAGUUCGAAGUUCCAGGGUGUUGAAACGCCCUCUCAGAGUAGGUAUGUCGGUUAUUAUGAGAUCAUGAAGAAUCAAUACAACCGCCAGCUACCACCUCAGAAGAGCCUGAAAAUAAAGAGCAUUCGAAUCCACUCCAUCGCAGGUGUGGGGAGGAGCAAUGGCAGUGACCUGAAGGUGAAGAUCAUAGUGAAGCGAGAGCUCGUCUUCGAGGGUGUUUGUGCUAAACAGCAGAACUGUACAGUGUUUCCUGACACUGGUAGUAAUGCUGUGGUCAUCAGUUUGCAGGAAGGGCCUGUUGUGACUGGAGAUGUGAAGGUCAUGUUUGAGUCCAGUGCGGGUCUGCCAAAGGGUUACGAGGACUGUCCAUUCUAUUUCUGGUUUAACACCUCUUUUGUUGAGAACAACAGACUGUAUCUCUCGAGGGAGGAGCUGGACAAUCCACACAAAUCUAAGACCUGGGACAUCUAUAAGGAAGACUUCGGAGUGACAGUGGUCUUCACAGACCCUUGAGGAGAACAUUCUCAGACAGCUCCGACCAUUUUUGUAGUUUUUUUUAUGAGAGGUGUACUAAAAAACUACAAACUAAAGAAAAUGUUAACACUCCACGUGAACCUAUAGCUUUUUGAGAUUUGAAUGUGAUUUUUGUAAAAAAUAUUUUCACUCCAUUGUAUUUCCAUGUUUGUCUUUUUUCAAUGUUCUGUUCAUGUGUUUUUCUUAGUUUUUACUGUGGUUCUAUUUAUGUUUGGCUAAAGUUUAAAAUUCUGUCAAGGAAAUUAUACUAUUCAAAUGCAUUUACAUAUUAAACACCUGCUUCCAUGGAAAA
Pimephales promelas (fathead minnow) is the source of this 2094-nucleotide messenger RNA. The record is from RefSeq and is a predicted model, not a curated record. NCBI's taxonomy places the organism in Eukaryota, Metazoa, Chordata, Actinopteri, Cypriniformes, Leuciscidae.